GACAAGUUCAGCUGUUCUUCUACCAAAGGUAUUUCACUAAUGACGCUUCUCUAUAAAAGCACUGCUCAAAACGAUGAGAUCAGUUCAAUCCAGAACCAUCUAAGAUCACCAUGUUGGCCUUCUGUUUUCUUCUAACUGUUGCUUCAGUUUUUGCUGCACCUGAGACCCAAAUUGUCGAUGGGUCUCCAGCACGAAACUGCGAAUUUCCAUCGAUUGUCCAUCUCCAAGUUUACAACACACCUUCCGAUAAUACAGUUGGUAUGUGUGGAGGUACUUUGAUUGAUGCUACACACGUAGUGACAGCAGCUCAUUGCUUGGAAGGAAACGUCCGAAAGAUCACAGUAAAUAUUGGUUCCAACCAUAAGUGGAAUCUUGGUCCUCAGGCAAGAAGCGUAAGCAAAAUUGUGAACCAUGGUGAAUAUGUACACACUAAAUACCUAAUUAAAAACGACAUCGCCAUUUUGACAUUAGACCGUCCAGUCCGUGAAGGUGGAUGUGUCAAAUUUGCACAGUUGGCCAGAAAAGGAGAAACAUUUGGUACCCGAAGAUGUAUGGCUGCUGGAUGGGGAGAUUUCAAAUUUAAUGGAAACAGUCCUAACGAAUUAUACAAAGUGGCUCUUCCAGCUAUUCCUCAUAAUGUAUGUAAAAGAGAUUCCAGGAUGCGAAUUGCUGAUGGAAUUCUUUGUGCCGGAGACUUCAGACAAGGUGGAGCAUCUACUUGCCAGGGUGAUUCCGGUGGUCCACUUUAUUGCCCAAGCUCAAAUGGUCAAAUGGUCUUGGCAGGAGUAACCUCGUUUGGAAACAACUGUGACAAAGAAAUCAGCGCUUUCAGUGAUGUCGGAUAUUUCCGAGAUUGGAUCGAGAGUAAUCUCUAAGAAGUAUGAAUCAAGGAUGCCUAGAAAUAGCAGCUACGUUAUUUCAAAUCACCUUCUAUCACUUAAAAAAGCUGUAUGAAUAAAAAUUCAUCCUUAAUAUUAA
Molecule: messenger RNA, 978 nt
Organism: Octopus sinensis (East Asian common octopus)
Lineage: Eukaryota; Metazoa; Mollusca; Cephalopoda; Octopoda; Octopodidae
Product: CUB and peptidase domain-containing protein 2
Exons: 6
Coding region: 111-875 (254 amino acids)
Biological process (GO): proteolysis
Molecular function (GO): serine-type endopeptidase activity
Source: RefSeq, a predicted model, not a curated record